UAAACAACACCAAAUCCUUGACCUUAAACUUUAUAAGCUGCUACUGCUUGAGAAAACCACGUCAAUAUAUUUGGAUUUGUUGAUAAAAAUUGUAUUGCAAAUCAAAAUUGAUUCUGCAGAAGGCAGCUGGAAAAAGCGUGCUUAUUAAAGUUUGCAAUUAUUAUUUAAAAUAAUAGAAAUAAGCAACAAACAAAAUGCCGAAAGCUGAGAAAGUGAAAGUAAAUGUUAAGGAAAGGGUCGACGAUAAUGUUUGUGAUUUGAGCUUGAGUGGAAUUAACGAGAUACCGGUGCGAGAGAUAGCUUCUUUUAAGCGGGUUACUGUGUUGGACUUGUCGAGCAAUUGUAUCACUUCAUUGGGAAAAAGUUUCAUCACGCUAACACGUCUCGUCAAAGUAGACUUAAGUAAAAACCAAAUACGUUAUUUACCCGAGGAAUUUGGUUUACUACGCAAUUUGCGACAUUUGGACUUGUACGAUAAUAAAUUGGAGCAUCUGCCACUAAGUUUUGGCAAUUUAACAAAUUUACGAUAUUUGGAUUUGAAAGGCAACCCCUUAACGCCAGCACUAGCUAAAGUGGUUGGCUUCUGUCUCACCACCAAAGAAUGUCAGGAUUCAGCUAGAAAUACCGUGAAAUUUUUGAAUCGCAUGCAAGCCGAAGCGGAAAAGGCUAAAGAGCAGUACAAACUCGAAGCGCUAACGAUCGCUACUGCUCCAACUGAGGAUAUUGGCGUCGAAGAGAAACCGCUUGAAAAUGCAAAAUCAAAAAAAUCAACUGCUAAGAAAGCUAAGUCGAAAUCAAAGAAAUCAAACACAAACAACAAUAACAAUGAUAUUAGCACUGAAGUGAAAAUUGCACCAACAAAUGCCAACAGCAAGGCUACGAAAUCCAAAAAGCAUGGAAACGGUGCGGCGAAAAAGUCCAUAACCAAAUCGAGCACAGCACUCACAACUGUUUUCACAUUCUUCAUACUGCUGGCCAUUAAUGUCGUGGUCAUUUACAUGAUUAUGUUCAAGAAUCCCGAGAUAGCCGAUCGUUUGGUAGAGUUUAUACCACAUCAAUACCGCGAUUGGAUACUGACUAAAACGGAAAUUUUCCGUCUUCGUGUCACCGACUGGAUUUCGGAAUUUCGCACACCGCCACAGGAACACUGACGGUUCAUUUAUUUGAAGCCGUAGGUUGUGUGACGCGCUUCAAAUAAAACGCCAAGAAUUGAAGAGUUCGAGCAUUUUUACACAUAAAAACAAAAAUCAAAAUUGCUUGGGAGCAUUUCGUAUAAUAAACACCAGUCAAGCAAUGAAUAAGGCAUAUACACGCGGCUUGCAGUUGAGAGGUUUAACUGGCAACCACAACGCGUGCAACCAAAGAGCAUUCUAAAUACCAAGUGGAAAUAAAAAAAAACAUGAAAUAACUAAGAAUAAUAAUAUUGAAAAUGUCGUAUAAACAACAAGUGAGAGAUUAUGAAUUGGAGUGGAAAGCAACCCGCGAAAAGCUUUCAAUAACAAAUUAGUUUAGGCUUUUUCACUGCCAGAAGAGGAGCGGAGAGUGGCCGUAUAAUUAAUUUUCAUUAUUAUGAGUAUAUACAUAUAUAUUAAGUCAAGCACUUCACAUCACAACAACACACAAUAACUCAAACGCACUGGCAGUUGCAUAUUUAUAUUAAUUACAUUAACGUAACUGUUUUCUGAGAAGCU
Molecule: messenger RNA, 1691 nt
Organism: Bactrocera tryoni
Lineage: Eukaryota; Metazoa; Arthropoda; Insecta; Diptera; Tephritidae
Product: leucine-rich repeat-containing protein 59
Exons: 4
Coding region: 195-1151 (318 amino acids)
Molecular function (GO): protein binding
Source: RefSeq, a predicted model, not a curated record